AUGGCAUUCUUGCUGUCGUAUGCUGAACUAUUGUUGGCCGGGACUGCCCUACCUGCCUUUGGGCUGAUAUGUUAUGCUUUCUACCUACGAUAUCAACCUUAUGUACGAGACGCCCCAGGCCCGUUCCUAGCAUCAUUUACAGACCUAUGGCGCAUGCUAAAGGUUCAUGGAGGCCGCUUUGAGCUUUCAAACCAGGCUCUUCACGCAAAGUACGGCGACCUCGUGCGUGUCGGGCCGAAUUGUAUCAGCGUCGGUGACCCACGUGAGAUUCGACAGAUUUAUGGAAUCAAUAGGCUUUUCGAAAAGUCAGAGUACUACCGAGUUGCCCAGCCCAUCGUCAAUGGCAAGCGUGUGGCAUCGCUUUUCAUGAUCAACGACGAGAAGCAGCAUCAAGCCGCAAAACGUCCCAUUGCCAGCGCUUACUCUAUGACGAAUUUGCUGGACUACGAGCCCUUUGUGGAUAGCACGUCGAAAUUGUUCGUUGAACGGAUGAGCACACUCUAUGCGAAUACUGGCAAAGUUUGCGACUUCGGCGAAUGGCUACAGUGGUAUGCCUUUGAUGUCAUCGGAGAGAUGACAUUUGGUAGACGCUUUGGAUUCUUGGAACAGGGCAAGGAUGUGGCGAACAUGAUUGAUGUCGUUCAGGCGUCAGGCUGGUACACUGCUGUCAUAGGACAAAUGCCUUGGUUGGACUUUCUGCUGGCGAAGAACCCUUUCAUCGAGACAUCCUGGGCUAAGCAGAAAGGUGCCAUCUCCCGGUUCGUCAUGACAUUCCUGGGACCAAGGAUAGAAGAAGCCAACAGAGUACGAAAUGGCGAAGAGAAGGUGGUCAAAGAUCGAACGGAUUUUACAGCCAAGUUCAUUGCUGCGGCUGAUAAAUAUCAUGGAAAGAUACCGGCGCAACAACUGCUUGGAUGGUCGCUCAGCAACAUCAAUGCGGGCUCUGACUCAACAGCGAUCACGUUGCGUGCAAUCUUUUACUUCCUUUGCUUGACUCCUCAUGCGAUGGGAAGAUUGCGCCAGGAGCUCGACAAUGCCAACCUCUCAGCACUACCUCGAUACAAAGAAACCAACCACCUACCGUACCUGAAUGUGGUAAUCAAAGAAGCUAUCCGACUGCAUGCCCCAGUGGGAGUCAUCCUGGAGCGACUGGUGCCAGAAGGCGGUGUGACCCUAUGUGGCCACUUCUUUCCCGAGGGCACUAUCGUGGGCUGCAACCCAGCAGUCGUACAUAUGGACAAGCGUGUCUAUGGUCGCAAGUAUCCCGUAACUCAGUAUAGGCCCGAACGCUGGUUGGAGGCGACAGAGGAAGAAAGGGCAGAGAUGGAGCGGUUGUUUAUGGCUUUCGGAAGUGGUAAGCGGACGUGUAUUGGCAAGAAUAUCAGUCUUUUGGAAGUCUACAAGUUGGUGCCGCUGCUGCUGAGCAAGUUCAAUUUUACCCUGGUGGAUCCUAAGAGGUUAAAGAUCUGGAACACGUUCUUUGUCCAUCAGAAAGGCCUGGACAUGUUCAUUGAACCAAGGUCGCAAAUGUAG
This is a messenger RNA of Exophiala xenobiotica, 1533 nucleotides long. RefSeq lists its product as uncharacterized. The record is from RefSeq and is a predicted model, not a curated record. Lineage: Eukaryota; Fungi; Ascomycota; Eurotiomycetes; Chaetothyriales; Herpotrichiellaceae. The coding region runs from base 1 to 1533 and encodes 510 amino acids. The transcript is spliced from 4 exons. Gene Ontology annotation, molecular function: iron ion binding; heme binding; monooxygenase activity.